GAAGGAAAAAAGUGAAAAUAAUUUCUUUCGUUUUGUCGUGCUUAUGUUGGCAGUGCAGCCUUUGGCGGUCGUUUUAUCCUUAACUCAACAGAACUGCUUUCUCACGACGGUCGUGUUCCUCUACAUUUUCCAGUUCAAUUCUUCACACACAAAAACAUUUGCUCAUAUAUUCUCUCUCUCACUAACUUCAACAAUCUCAAUUUCUUCUUUCUAAUCCAACCAAAUUUCACACUCACACUCACACUCGUCAAAUUCAAACCAAAAAUGUCUGUUUUUUCCCCUCCAAUACAUUCACCACUUCUUCUAAACACCCAAACCAAUCUUUCUUCAUCUUCUUCACCUUCUUAUCUUCUACCUCUUCUCACUUUCUCAUCCAAACGCUCUUCUUCACUGACCCUUUUCUCUUCUUCAAAAUCUGGAGAUGGGUUGGCGAGUAAAGAUAAAAAAAUCUUACUUGAACAGUAUGGUUAUGAUAUCGACGCUGAUGACUGCUUUUCUCAAUCAUCCCCAAAGUCCAAGAGGAAAAAGGUUCAACAAAAGACAAAAGGUGGAGGGAAGCAAGUACAAGAUCCACCCGAGGAACCUAAGCCUCCUCGUACUACACAUAAAUUGCUUCAGGUUAUUGGAGGAACAGCUCGAAGAACGAAGCUACUCUCACCAAACAGCAUGGAUGUACGCCCCAUGAUGGAGGUCGUGAAAGGUGCAGCCUUUGAUAUAUUACAGUCGGCUUGUGGUUCUCCUGCAUCCUUGAGACCUGGACGCUGGUUAGACUUGUAUAGCGGUACCGGUUCUGUUGGAAUUGAAGCACUUAGCCGAGGAUGUUCUGAGGUGCAUUUUGUUGAGAUGGACCCUUGGGUUGUAUCGGAUGUUUUACGUCCAAACUUAGAGGUGACCAGAUUCGUCGAUGAUUCAGUCAUUCACACCGUUCGCGUGGAGAAAUUCUUCGAACUCGCAGAGCAAUUUGUAGGAAACAAGAGCACAUUCGAUUACAUCAGCGUCACCCCUCCAUACGAACAAGUUGACUAUGUGGUGCUAAUGAGAAUGAUUUCGGAAUCACCCUUUGUUGGAGACGACACUUUUAUCCUAGUUGAGUAUCCGUCAAAAACCGACAUGCUGGAGUCUUGCGGAAGUCUUGUUAAGAUAACCGAUAGGCGGUUCGGCCGGACGCUAUUGGCAAUUUAUGGACCAGCAUGGGCUCAAAAGAAGAGGAAAUCAAACAUUCAAAAAAUACAGAUGUAGUAAAGGUUGAUAAGCUUGAUGUGGGAAUGUUUAAAACAGUUAUGAGGACUUUAUUAGUUACUUGAAAUUUAGUUAAGGACUUAUAGGGAGUAAGUUACUUAAACUACCUAUACAUGUAUUAUACAUUCAAGUUCGAAUUCAGAUUUGGUGCAGUCACAAACAAAUACAGUGCCUAUAAUAAGUCUAUUGCGUCUUUCA
Messenger RNA from Lathyrus oleraceus (garden pea), 1437 nucleotides. RefSeq lists its product as uncharacterized. The record is from RefSeq and is a predicted model, not a curated record. Gene Ontology annotation, molecular function: methyltransferase activity. Gene Ontology annotation, biological process: rRNA methylation. The coding region runs from base 265 to 1239 and encodes 324 amino acids. Lineage: Eukaryota; Viridiplantae; Streptophyta; Magnoliopsida; Fabales; Fabaceae. The transcript is spliced from 9 exons.